AUGUUCUGGAAUCACUUUAUAAUUAAAUACGCUGAAUGGAGACUACAACACCUGUUGCUGCUCAUCAUUCUCAUACUGUACAGCCUCGUCGGAGCAGUAUCAUUCGUCGCAUUCGAACAGUCCAAUGAAUUGGCUAAUCGUGCGAAAGAUGAAGCCGAUAAACUUCGAAGAAGUGAGAUGGCAAAGUCAAAACUAUUCAAAGAUUUACGUCGAUAUCAACGCAUUUUCUACGGACCGAGAUCAUCGAUGACAUUCAAAAGUCUUCAUUCAAUUAUUGAAAAUUACGAUCAAGAAAUGCAAUUCCACGAUGGCACAGAUCGGCCAAUACGAUGGACGUUAUGGGGUGGACUUUAUUAUGCUGGCACUAUAUACACUACAAUUGGAUAUGGCGAUAUGGCAACUGAGACAACCGGCGGCCGCAUAUUCACAAUGUUCUAUGCGGCUGCUGGCAUUCCCUUAGUGAUUACAAUUCUGAACGAUUGGGGCUCGGUGUUGUUUCAUGCAAUGCAGCUGUUGUGGAAAGCACACUUGCAUCGCGCAGUCAACAAAACCAUUUAUUGGUUCCGUUUGUGGAAACACAAAAUGGGUUUUCAAGAAAAACGCCCGAAGCGUUCAACAAGUGAGCAGAAAUUGGUACGAUCAUUGGCUAUUCUAUUAAAGUGCGAACGGAGCAUCGCCGCAAGUUCACUCGUCUCUUUCACUGAAUUUCGGUUUCAGCUGGAUUGCGACAGCCAGAGCGAUGGCGCAGAAGACUCAAUACCAAUGGCUGCAGUGGUUGUGCUACUUAUGUUUUGGGUUAUGGUAUGCGCUAUAGUGUUCUGCUUCUUCGAGAGUUGGUCCCUAUUCGAAUCCAUAUAUUUCUUCGUCGUCUCACUAACCACGAUCGGUUUCGGCGAUCUGACCCCAAACCAUCGAGUAGCCGUAGCCAAUUUCCUUCUCAUUCUCAUGGGACUAUCCGUUGUGUCGAUGUCGAUUAACGUUGUUCAAAUGCAACUGGAAUCGAUGUUCUCAAAAAUCAUGCACUCUAUCGAUCGUGAUUUCAAAAAGAAAUUAUUGGGUUCGUUUAAACUGCUCGAAAUUCCGCUGAAACAGACCCGAGAAGUGACGAAUUUCUUGGAAACGAAUCGUUCAAACCAUCAGAGUGCAGCAAAGGAAACGCCUGAUGAGACGACUGUUGAAGGAAAACUAAAAACUGAUGAAGACGUUGAAAAAGGCGUUCAGGGCAAGGUUGAAGAAAAGGACUUUAUAAGUGAUUACAAGCAAAAGAACAUCCACGGCACGGAUCGCUUGCUUAUGAUCUUCAUGAGCAAACAUCAGAAGAAGUUGUUGAACGAUCGCUACGAGGCGAGGGCAAGGAUGCGUAACGGAGACUGUCAAACAAGAUGGGAUCGUGAAACCGAGGAAGUUCAAACGGAUAAAGUUAAGCAAUUGGAUGAACUGAAAACGUUGAAACCAUUGCAAGAAGAAGAUGCGCGUAGUUCUCCAGAGAAAUUCUACAUUUACAAUACCGGCGAAUGA
Anisakis simplex (herring worm) is the source of this 1518-nucleotide messenger RNA. NCBI's taxonomy places the organism in Eukaryota, Metazoa, Nematoda, Chromadorea, Rhabditida, Anisakidae. The record is from the annotation of a GenBank genome assembly.